UUUAGAAUAUUUUUUCAUAGUUGCAUGAUUCAUGUACUUUCCCUCCCCACUCCUGUAGCCAACAAGCAAUUCCACUGGGUUUUACAUGUAUCAUUAUCAAGACCUAUUUUCAUAUUAUUAAUAUUUGCAAUAGAGUAGUCAUUUAGAGUCUACAUCUACAGCAGCCUUUUUUGUGACGGCAAAAAAUUGGAAAUUAAGGGGAUGUCCAUCAAUUGGGGAAUGGUUGAACAAAUUGUGGCAUAUGAUGUUGAUGGAAUACUAUUGUGCUGUAAGGAAUGGUGAACAACAUGAUUUCAGAAAGAGAUGGAAAGACCUACAUGAUACAGAGUGAAAUAAGCAGACCCAGGAGACCAUUGUAUACAAUAAUUGUACACACAUUGUAUACACAGCAAUAUUGAGAAAUGAUCAACUGUGACAGACUUGCUCAACAAUGCAAUGAUCCAGGACAAUUCUGAAGGACUUAUGACAAAAAAAUGCUAUCCACCUCCAGGGAAAAAACUGUUAGAAUUGGAACACAUAUCAAAGCAUACUAUUUUUCACUUUAGUUUAUCUGGGUUUUUAUUUGGGGGUUUUGGUUUUGUAUGAUUAUUCUCUUACAAAAAUGAACAAUAUGGAAAUGUUUUGCAUGAUAAUACAUGUAUACCCAGAUCAAAUUGCUUACCUUCUCCAGGAAACAGGAAGGAAAGGAGGGAGAGAAAUAAUUUGGAUCAUAUAACUUCAGAAAAUUUAUGUGGAAAGUUGUUAUUACAUGUUAUUGAUAAAACAAAAUAUCUUUAAAAAGAAAAAAACUUAGAACUGGAAUCCCUUGGAGCCUGAGGGACCUGAAAUUACAGGUUAGUGGCCUGGUGUAUUCCUGGGCCUCCUACAGGCCAAAGUUAGCUCCACCCCCAAAGGUGACAAUUAGAACUUAGAAGCCGUUACCUUGUCAACAGGUGGGUCAGUGUUCUGCCAGGAAUAGUCAGCUGCCGCAAGUUAGUGGUCAUGCUGAUAUGGGUCCUGUGCACUUCUCCACCCCAGGUUCUUCUCUGUGGGCAUCUCUGCCCUGCCUAGGUCUUGGCCUUGGAUUGAGGCUCUGCUCUGCUUCCUCAACCUAAAAGUGGGACAGUUUUCUGCAGGGGGCUGCUGUUAGCAUCCUGCCAUCUCUACUCCUAGUGAGGGGCACCGAAAUAAUGAGUGCCAACCCACAGUGGGAUAUCAGCAAGGCCUUGAUGGUGGCUCGGUUCUUUCACCUUCUGUGUGGUGCCAGAGAUGCUUGUGUGACCCCCUUCCUAACUCUCUACCUGAGGCAGAUGGGCCUUAUUGCCCCCUGGGUAGGUAUCUUAAUGGGCACUAAGCACUUGAUUGCCACCACCUGGGCCCCAAUAUGCUCCUUCCUGGCCAAGAACUAUCAGAAGAGGCAGCUACUCCUGAUAGGGUCACUGCUGGGUUCAGCGGCUGCUGGUCUGCUUCUGACUCUCAUAAGUCCCCUGGACAAAGCUUUGGUGUAUCGGUUUUGUAAUGGCAGCAGCAGCCUGAUGCUCCCUAUCAACACAACCCUGGAAAAAGAAUUGGCUCCAAACCAUUCAGCUGGGAUAAAGAACUUUACAAUAAGAGUCAGGAGCCCUGGGCAAGAGUUGGUCUCUGGCUUCUUCAUUAGUCCUCUCGGAAAUGACCAAGAAACUGUCCUUACAAAGGAACAAUUCACAGCUCUGUCUGCUCUUCCAGGAGCCUACUUUGAGAAAGCUAGGAUAACUGUCCAGGCCACUACCCCUCUGAUGAACAAAGAGCGUGAAAUGGAAACCUCCCCCAGUCAGACAAAAAGGAGUCAAGUAAACUCAAGAGUGAUGAUGGGGAAAGGUAACCCCCAGCGCAGCAUGUUUGAAACAACAGACUCUAGUCUACCUCUACUUCAUGUUGGCUCUGAACUAAAAACUCCAGGUACUCUGGUGAAUCUGUCACUGGCUGAGAGGACAAGAGCUCAGGACAGGAGCUUGGCCCUCUCCUUAGGGGAGCAUUGGCUCUUUCUUCUUUCUAUGAUGGCAGUGAUGUUCUGGGAACUCCUGUCUGCCCCUCUGGGGCCUGCUGCUGCCGAUAGCCUCUAUGAAUAUCUGGAUUUUGUAGAUGCCACUGACUGCUACAGAAGGCUCUGGGUUUGGAAAUUGCUGGGCAUGUCUAUAGGAGUGUGCAGUGUCCCAGUCUUGGUGGUUCAACUCGACUGUUUCCUGGCAGAGGACACUCCCAGAGCGGCAGUACACUUCUAUGGCUACACUGCGUUCAGUAUACUGGCCUUGCCUGUCUGCUUUGCUAUUCCUAUUCCUAACUUCAAGAGGAGGGAGCCUGGCCACAAAGCCAUCAAAGCACUGAGCCUAAUUGGAAAUGACUGCCUCCUUUUCCUAUUGGCUGUCACAGUUUUCUUGACUGGGGCUACAGUGGCUAACAUAGAGAAUUUCCUCUUCUGGCAGAUGCAAGACCAAGGCAGCAGUGAGUUGAGCAUGGGGCUUUCUGUCACCCUCAGUUUGGUGGGUGAGAUUCUAUUGCAUCCCUUCAAAGCUAAAAUACUUAAGAAUCUGUCUAGUUUGGGUACCCUGGGGCUGGGGCUGGGCUGCCUUUCUGGGCAGCUUCUCUAUUACUCUUUACUUUGGAACUGGUGGGCAAUAUUUCCUGCUCAAAUCUUUGGUGCCAUCAGUAAUGGGGCCCUGUGGUGGGCAGUGGAUGCAUUAGUGGAAGACCUGGUGAUUCCUGGCACAGAAAGGUCUCUGAGUGUGAUGUUGAGAGGCCUCUUUUAUGGGAAUGGGGCAAGCCUAGGCAGCUUUAUAGGGGGCUUUGUGGUGCUUCAUUAUAGUCUGGCUGUUCUAUAUAAAACUCACUGUGUAGUUCUGUCCCUUUGGUUAGUUUUAUUCAUCGCUAUCCAGUCAAAGCUUCCCCAACAUAGAAAAAUCAAUUACUCAAAGCUAUUGGCCGUGGAUACUGCUGAUGCCAGUGAUUCUGAGGAAGGGGCUGAACGGGACUGGCUUAUAAAAGCUAUGAGGGAUGAACAUUUGACAGGAAGGGCUAAAAACAAAUAUUAAAUCUAGCUAAGAUGCCUUACCCAGGAAAAGGACCAGUUUGCUGCUGCUUAAAAUUAACUGUUGGCAGGCAAAAUUAAAGAGGAUUGUCUUGGGUUGUAGAUAGCUAAAGGAGAUCAGAUAACAGUUUUGUGCCAGUGGGUUGAUAUGAUCAUCUUAUUUUCUAUUAUAUAAUUUCAUUAAAAUACAUUUAUAGCAAAUAAA
Molecule: messenger RNA, 3248 nt
Organism: Monodelphis domestica (gray short-tailed opossum)
Lineage: Eukaryota; Metazoa; Chordata; Mammalia; Didelphimorphia; Didelphidae
Gene: MFSD6L
Product: major facilitator superfamily domain containing 6 like
Cellular component (GO): membrane
Source: RefSeq, a predicted model, not a curated record